Miscanthus lutarioriparius is the source of this 999-nucleotide messenger RNA. NCBI's taxonomy places the organism in Eukaryota, Viridiplantae, Streptophyta, Magnoliopsida, Poales, Poaceae. The record is from the annotation of a GenBank genome assembly.
AUGGAGGUCACCGUGGAGGCCGGGAACGCCGGGGAGGCCGCGUGGCUGGACGACGACGGCCGGCCCCAGCGCGCCGGCACGUUCUGGACGGCCAGCGCGCACAUCAUCACCACCGUCAUCGGCUCCGGGGUGCUCUCCCUGGCCUGGGCCAUCGCGCAGCUCGGCUGGGUGGCCGGCCCGGUCGCCAUGCUGCUCUUCGCCUUCGUUACCUACUACACGGCCACGCUGCUCGCCGAGUGCUACCGCACGGGCGACCCGGAGACGGGGAAGCGCAACUACACCUACAUGGACGCCGUGCGCUCCAACCUCGGCGGCGCGAAAGUCGCAUUCUGCGGAGUGAUCCAGUACGCCAACCUCGUCGGCGUCGCCAUCGGGUACACCAUCGCGUCGUCCAUCAGCAUGAAGGCCAUCAGGAGGGCUGGAUGCUUCCACACCCACGAGCAUGCUGAACCGUGUAGCAGCUCCAGCAUCCCGUACAUGAUCGUCUUUGGCGCCGUGCAGAUCGUCUUCUCGCAGAUACCGGACUUCGAUCAGAUUUCGUGGCUCUCCAUCGUCGCUGCCGUCAUGUCCUUCACCUAUUCUUCCGUCGGACUCUCCCUCGGCAUCGCACAGACCAUCUCUAAUGGUGGGUUCAAGGGAAGCCUGACCGGCAUCAGCAUCGGUGCCGGCGUCACCUCCACACAGAAGGACACGAUCAAGGCCCCGCCACCGUCGGAGUCGAAGGUGAUGCAGAAGGCGACGCGUCUCAGCGUGGCGACCACGACCAUCUUCUACAUGCUGUGCGGGUGCAUGGGGUACGCAGCGUUCGGCGACGCCGCGCCAGACAACCUCCUCACGGGAUUCGGCUUCUACGAGCCCUUCUGGCUGCUCGACGUCGCCAACGUCGCCAUCGUCGUGCACCUUGUCGGCGCGUACCAGGUGUUCUGCCAGCCCAUCUUCGCCUUCGUCGAGCGCCGCGCCGCUGCGGCCUGGCCGCACAGCGCCUUCAUCUCACCGUAG